AUGAUUAUUAUUAGCUACGUCGAAAAAAUAGUUAUUUUAAACUCAGGAACUCUAGAAAAGAUCCAAGAGAUUUUCAUGUCUCAGAAUAGAUUUGGCACCUUCUCCAUGACUAAUAAUAAAAAAUUUAUUCUGUUUCUAGAUAAAGAAGUCCUUCAUUUUUAUGAUUUAAGUAGCUUUAGAGACAAAGAAACAGUAAACGUUGAUUUUCAAAUAAUUUUUAUUGCACAAAGCAUAGACAAUAGCUUAGUUUUUAUUAAUGGGAAAAAAAGACAGUUUUAUGUGUUGGCUUUUCCUGUGCUUGAAUGAGAAAAAUCAAAAAUUAUUACUAGCAAUGAGCCCCUAGAUAGAACUAAAAUGGUAAUCAAGGAAGAUGGUUAUUUCAAGACAUGGGACUUUGAAACUGAUAAAACAGAAAAAAUUAUUGAAAACAAACCAGGCGGAUGAGAAGUUCAAAACGAGAGAGAAUUUUUUGUCUAUUGCUAUUCAGAUUAUACUUUUAGUAAAGUAAACAUUCCAACUAAAACAAUUUCGACUAUUACCUUAGCUAAUUAUUCGAAAACAAUGAGUCAUUAA
This is a messenger RNA of Blepharisma stoltei, 573 nucleotides long. The record is from the annotation of a GenBank genome assembly. NCBI's taxonomy places the organism in Eukaryota, Ciliophora, Heterotrichea, Heterotrichida, Blepharismidae.